Messenger RNA from Magallana angulata, 1252 nucleotides. RefSeq lists its product as uncharacterized. Bases 171 to 1244 code for a protein of 357 amino acids. The record is from RefSeq and is a predicted model, not a curated record. The transcript has a single exon. Lineage: Eukaryota; Metazoa; Mollusca; Bivalvia; Ostreida; Ostreidae.
AGUUAGUGCAGUAGUGAGUAGACUAGUUUGCAUUAAGUGUUGCUUAAAAGUAUCUAGAGUGUCGGUUGAAAACAAUAGAGCAAUUUAAGUAUUCAUUCUAGUGCCGAUUUAUUUUCAGCUUUAAAUUCAUCAGUUUGCAGUUUGUUUUUGUCAGAUUUUGAAUUGUUGAUAUGGCAGAAGGAGGUGAAAACCUAACAGGUGUUGAUCAAGAAGCGGGAGCGAAACCAAAGAAGGGGCGUGGCCGAGGAUUGUCAAAAACAAAUACAUCUUUGGUAGACCCAGGUAUAAAGCAACCCGGAUAUAAGGUAAUAAGUAACCAAGAAUAUGACGAUCUUAUGGCAUUGAAGGCUAGCACUCCUAUCAUAGGAAAUGCUGGACCAUUCAAUUUCCCUGGUUCGAAUGCAUCAUUACUGCAAAGUAAUUUUGAUGUAACACCUAAAUUACCUAUAUUCAGUGGUAGUCUUGAACCAAACAAGAGUGAAAUUAGCUACGAUGUUUGGAGUUUUGAAGUGAAAUGUUUACAGAAUUCGCAUGCUAUUCCUGAGGCUUUAUUGCUUCAGACUAUCAGAAAUUCUUUAAGGGGUGAAGCAAGGUCAAUGUUGGUAUCCCUUGGGGAAUCAACUACGGUAGAUAAGGUCUUAGCUAAACUUGAAGGUUUUUACGGCUUGGUCAGUAGCAGUGAAACUUUAAUGCAGGGCUUUUAUAAUGAUUGUCAAAAGGACACAGAGUCUAUUGUUCAAUAUGGUUCAAGAUUAGAGUCAACGUUGUGUAAAGCUAUCAAACAAGGUCAUAUCAGUGAUGCUGCAAAAGAAUCUAUCUUGUGUAGUAAAUUUUGGACAGGUCUUAAAAGCAAACCUUUGAGAAGUGCAACUAGGUAUCUUUUUGAUUCUGUGAAAGAUUUUCAGAGUUUACUUAAAGAAAUCAGAAAGAUUGAACAGGAGGAACUAUGCAGCAGUAAGGCCAGCGAAAAGUCGACAGCUCAUCAGAACCUUGGUACAGCAAGAGUAGAGAAAGAGUCUACAACUAACGAGGAGUUACUCAAGACACUACAAAGUAUUGAAAAAAAGUUAGAGAAAGUAGAACUAAUGCAUAAUCAAAGUAAUGAAUUAUCUCCUCCAAACACUCAGUUUUAUGGCAGAGGACGAGCAUUUCGGAGGGGGCAUUCGUACAACAGAGGAAACAACAGAGGUAGGUAUUUCAAGAAACCAUUUGAAGACAAAAUCAGGAGUGACCCAAAAGAGUAGUCUCUUCC